Aspergillus steynii IBT 23096 is the source of this 2810-nucleotide messenger RNA. RefSeq names its product ATP-binding cassette permease mdr2 (gene mdr2). Lineage: Eukaryota; Fungi; Ascomycota; Eurotiomycetes; Eurotiales; Aspergillaceae. The record is from RefSeq and is a predicted model, not a curated record. Gene Ontology annotation, molecular function: ATP hydrolysis activity; ATP binding; ABC-type oligopeptide transporter activity. Gene Ontology annotation, biological process: transmembrane transport. The transcript is spliced from 3 exons. Gene Ontology annotation, cellular component: membrane. Bases 181 to 2538 code for a protein of 785 amino acids.
GCUUCAUUCGCUUCUCGCUUCGGUCAAUUUGCCUCCGCCAACCCCGUUCCUAUUUUCCCGAGAAGCUGCCGGUGUCCACGGACAUGAAUACCCUCGCCUCUUAGUUCAGUAAGAUAUGGCAAUGUGUUACACCCCGUGACAUCCUGAACAGCCGGCCGAUUUCGCAUCUUCAAUUCCGCAAUGCGCGGAGUCAGGGUGCUUACCUCUUGGGCUCCAGGGGUUGCUUCAAGACCAUUCGUCCUGCCGAGGACGUGCGUCUUGACUGAUCUCUACCCUGGAGCCAACGCACCAGCGCCUUCGCUGAGUGCUCGCGGUCUUCUCAAUCGCUCGUUCUCCAGCUUCUCUACCCCAUUUCGCAAUCGUCAUACAAAUGGCAUUUGUCAGCCUACCGGUUUCUCGGAUUUCCAUCACGCCAAUGCCAGGCUCCAGCCCCAAUUAAUACAGAAAUUGCGGUCCUUUGCCUCGACAUCACGCUCCCUAGAGAAUAAGCCGACCGCGCAAACGACGGACGCUCCGCAAGCAACCCAGAAAACCAACCAGGACAAGGAAGACGAUGAAGCUGAUAAAGGAUUUGAGCUGUCGGAAAGGGCAGCCCAAGCGGCUCAGGUUAAUCUCCGAGCGAAACUCGCCAAAGACGGGGCCUCGGGGAAGAAGUCAGGUUUCUCGGAGAUAUGGCGUCUUCUGUCCAUCGCACGGCCUGAGGCCAGGAAACUUGGAUUAGCGUUUCUGUUCCUGCUGGUGUCUUCAUCCAUCACCAUGUCAAUCCCAUUUUCGAUCGGAAAGAUCAUGGAUGCGGCGACAAAGUCCACCGAAGGCGGCGGCACUGAGCUGUUCGGACUGAGCAUCCCGAUGUUCUACGGCGCUCUGGCCAGUAUCCUUACCCUAGGCGCCGCAGCAAACUAUGGACGAAUCAUCAUCCUGCGCAUUGUCGGAGAACGCAUCGUUGCUAGACUUCGCUCGAAGCUCUUCCGGCAGACGUUCAUCCAGGACGCCGAGUUCUUUGACGCCAACCGAGUCGGUGAUUUGAUCUCCCGCCUCAGCUCGGAUACCAUCAUCGUGGGUAAGAGUAUCACGCAGAACUUGUCCGACGGUUUGCGCGCAGGUGUCAGUGGCGCUGCGGGCUUUGGCUUGAUGGCAUACGUCAGUCUCAAACUGUCCAGUAUCUUGGCUCUGUUGCUUCCUCCCAUUGGUCUCGGUGCUUUCUUUUACGGCCGGGCGAUCCGAAACUUGAGUCGCAAGAUCCAGAGAAACCUCGGAAACUUGACCAAGAUCGCCGAAGAACGCCUAGGCAAUGUGAAGACGAGUCAGUCUUUCGCCGGGGAAGUCCUCGAGGUCAAUCGUUACAACACUCAAGUGCGCAAGAUCUUUGACCUGGGCAAGAAAGAAUCUGUGAUCAGUGCAACCUUCUUCAGUUCUACCGGAUUCAUGGGUAACAUGACGAUACUAGCGCUCCUCUAUGUCGGAGGAGGAAUGGUUGGAAGCGGCGCCAUCAGCAUCGGAGAGCUGACAUCCUUCUUGAUGUACACUGCGUAUGCCGGCUCUAGCAUGUUCGGCCUUUCGAGCUUCUACUCCGAGUUGAUGAAAGGCGUCGGUGCUGCGAGUCGACUGUUCGAGUUGCAAGACCGCGAACCCACUAUCUCUCCUACCAAAGGCGCCAAGGUCGUGUCGGCGCGGGGCCCUAUUCGGUUUGAGAAUGUUUCCUUCAGCUACCCAACCCGACCGGCUGUUCCCAUCUUCAGAGAUCUAGACUUCGAGAUUCCUCAGGGCACGAACGUUGCCAUCGUCGGCCCUUCGGGAGGUGGCAAAUCGACCAUUGCUUCCAUUUUGCUCCGGUUCUACAACCCUACCGAAGGUAAGGUUUUCAUCGACGGAAAGGAUAUCUGUAAGAUGAACGCCAAGUCCCUGCGACGAAAGAUCGGCGUGGUUUCGCAAGAGCCCGUUCUUUUCUCUGGGUCUAUUGCCGACAAUAUCUCCUACGGCAGUCCACAUGCGACCAAGUCGGAGAUUAUUGCGGCAGCUCGCAAGGCUAACUGCCAGUUCAUCAGUGAUUUCCCCGAUGGACUUGACACUCAAGUGGGUGCUCGAGGCGCUCAGCUCUCUGGCGGACAGAAGCAGCGGAUUGCAAUUGCUCGCGCCCUGAUUAAGGACCCUGAUAUUUUGAUUCUCGACGAAGCAACCUCCGCACUUGACGCGGAGUCCGAGACGCUCGUCAACAGCGCUCUUGCUGCCCUCCUGCGCGGCAACAACACCACGAUCAGCAUCGCUCACCGACUUUCUACGAUCAAACGAUCCGACACGAUCAUCGUGCUCAGUCCGGACGGAAAGGUAGCCGAGCAAGGCUCAUACGAAGAACUGAGCUCCCGUCCCGACGGUGCGUUUACGAAAUUGAUGGAAUGGCAAAUGAGUGGUGGCGAUGCAACGCAACCACCCCAAAGUGCCCCCAUCAGCCCGACCACCCAGGAGAAACUGUGGAAUCUGCAGAAAGAAGAAGACGAGGAUGUAGAGGAAGCGAUUCCGAAGCAAUCGAAGAACGAAUAAAGGGCUUGAUAGAGACUGGUUUCCUUUCUAGUCCGACUCCAUGCACAUAGCCGGUUGGGAUUUAUAGUCGGUUAUCCUUUCUUGAUUUUAUUUUUCUCUUUUUUUAUCUUUUGGAGCAUGCGGCACUGUAGAUUAUUCGAUCUUCCAUUUGUGCCUUAUACAUUUGAUGUUUGAUGUAUCUAUCACCGGACCAUCGCCUCUCUGAUGGGAUUUCUUUAGCUUCUUGGUGGUGAAUAGGAUGGAGGGUAUAGAGAAAUAAUACACUAAUCUCC